UGUCUAGUGUCUGAACGGUCGGCAGUUGUCAACUAUUUUGUUUUGUUGAAAGGUAACUUCACCCUGAGAGCACGGUCCCGAAGCUCACCCACAGACCCCCCACCCCGCCCCCCACCCCAACCCAAAUUUUAUCCUUUUUGACUUCCUCUGAAACAUUUGAAGAAAUGGGUUCAGGGCAAAAGGUUUUUGCUUAUGAAGAAGUGGCAAAGAACAAAGAAAGGACAGGCUGUUGGCUUUUGAUCUCUGGAAAGGUGUAUGAUGUUACCCCAUUCCUGGAGGAGCAUCCUGGAGGAGAUGAAGUCUUGCUAGCUGCUAGCGGAAAAGAUGCGACGGAGGAUUUUGAGGAUGUAGGUCACAGUGAUGAUGCAAAACAGAUGAUGGAAAAAUACUACAUUGGUGAGAUUGACAGUGCCACAGUCCCCGCACCUAAGAAGGACAAAGCACAGACAUCAGCAGUAACUCAUAAACCCGAUGAUCCUGGCUGUCUGAUUAGGAUUUUGCAGUUGCUGGUACCCCUCUUGAUCUUGGGUUUAGCAUUUGGUUUGCAAUUCUUGGGCAAAAAAGAAAAAGCGGAAGAUUAGAUUGCAUACUUUUUACAUCAUGGAACAUUGAAAAAGAGCCAACUUGCUCAGUAAAAGCUUGGUGAAAGCUGCCUUUGUUGUAAUGUUCAUGACUUCUCUUUCUACCAUUGGUUGCUAAUAAUGAUGGCUUAGCAUAUGUCAUUCUUAAUCUCUU
Molecule: messenger RNA, 735 nt
Organism: Theobroma cacao (cacao)
Lineage: Eukaryota; Viridiplantae; Streptophyta; Magnoliopsida; Malvales; Malvaceae
Product: cytochrome b5
Cellular component (GO): membrane; intracellular membrane-bounded organelle
Molecular function (GO): heme binding
Source: RefSeq, a predicted model, not a curated record